AUGAGGCGGCUGCGGCGCUGGGCGUUCGCGGCGCUGCUGCUGCUGCUCCCCUCGCCGGGUGUGGGGACUUGGGGUCCUGCUGGAGCGCUGCGCUGGAGGGUCUCUCCACACUUGGGGGGCCCGGAAGCCCCGGAGGUCACAGAGCCCAGCCGUCUGGUGGGGGAGAGCUCCGGGGGAGAGGUCCGAAAGCAGCAGUUGGAUACCAGGGUCCGCCAGGAGCCUCCGGGCGGCCCGCCUGUCCAUCUGGCCCAGGUGAGCUUCGUCAUCCCAGCCUUCAACUCCAACUUCACUCUGGAUCUGGAGUUGAACCAUCAUCUUCUCUCUUCACAAUACGUGGAGCGCCACUUCAGCCGGGAGGGGCCGACCCAGCACAGCACCGGUGCUGGAGACCACUGCUACUACCAGGGAAAGCUCCGAGGGAACCCCCACUCCUUUGCUGCCCUCUCCACCUGCCAAGGGCUGCAUGGGGUCUUCUCUGACGGGAACUUCACCUACAUCGUGGAGCCUCGAGAGAUGGCCGGGCCUCGGGAAAACGCCCAGGGACCCCUUCCCCACCUCAUUUACCGGACCCCUCUCCUCCCAGCCCCCCUCGGAUGCAGGGAACCAGGCUGCCUGUUUGCUGCGCUGGACCAUCCUGCUUCUCCGGACAGGCCGAGGCUGAGAAGGAAAAGGCAGGUCCGCCGGGGCCACCCCACAGUGCACAGUGAGACCAAGUACGUGGAGCUGAUCGUGAUCAAUGACCACCAGCUGUUUGAGCAGAUGCGGCAAUCGGUGGUCCUCACCAGCAACUUUGCCAAGUCCGUGGUGAACCUGGCAGACGUGAUGUACAAGGAGCAGCUCAAUACCCGCAUCGUGCUGGUUGCCAUGGAAACGUGGGCAGAUGGGGACAAGAUCCAGGUGCAGGAUGACCUCCUGGAGACCCUGGCCAGGCUCAUGGUCUACCGGCGGGAGGGCCUGCUGGAGCCCAGUGAUGCCACCCACCUCUUCUCGGGCAGAACUUUCCAGAGCACCAGCAGCGGGGCUGCCUAUGUGGGGGGCAUCUGCUCGCUGUCCAGGGGAGGGGGCGUGAACGAGUAUGACAACAUGGGGGCCAUGGCGGUGACCUUGGCUCAGACGCUGGGGCAGAACCUGGGCAUGAUGUGGAAUAAACACCGGAGCUCGGCAGGGGACUGCAAAUGUCCGGACAACUGGCUGGGUUGCAUCAUGGAGGACACUGGGUUCUACCUGCCCCGCAAGUUCUCACGCUGCAGCAUCGACGAGUACAACCAGUUUCUUCAGGAGGGCGGCGGGAGCUGCCUCUUCAACAAGCCCCUCAAGCUCCUGGACCCGCCUGAGUGCGGGAACGGCUUCGUGGAGGCGGGGGAGGAGUGCGACUGCGGCUCGGUGCAGGAGUGCAGCCGCGCGGGAGGGAACUGUUGCAAGAAAUGCACUCUGACUCACGACGCCAUGUGUAGCGACGGUCUCUGCUGUCGCCGCUGCAAGUACGAGCCGCGGGGUGUGUCCUGUCGAGAAGCUGUGAACGAGUGCGACAUCGCGGAGACCUGCACCGGGGAUUCGAGCCAGUGUCCACCUAACCUGCACAAGCUGGAUGGUUACUACUGUGAUCAUGAACAGGGCCGCUGCUAUGGAGGUCGCUGCAAAACCCGGGACCGGCAGUGCCAGGCCCUUUGGGGCCAUGCGGCUGCUGAUCGCUUCUGCUAUGAGAAGCUGAAUGUGGAGGGGACGGAACGUGGCAACUGUGGACGCAAGGGGUCAGGCUGGGUCCAGUGCAAUAAACAGGAUGUGCUGUGUGGCUUCCUCCUAUGUGUCAACAUCUCUGGAGCUCCUCGGCUGGGGGAUCUAGGGGGAGACAUCAGCAGCGUCACUUUCUACCACCAGGGCAAGGAGCUGGACUGCAGGGGCGGUCAUGUGCAGCUGGCUGAUGGCUCAGACCUGAGCUACGUGGAGGACGGCACAGCCUGUGGGCCCAACAUGUUGUGCCUGGACCAUCGCUGCCUGCCAGCCUCUGCCUUCAACUUCAGCACCUGCCCGGGCAGUGGCGAGCGCCGGAUCUGCUCCCACCACGGGGUCUGCAGCAACGAAGGGAAGUGCAUCUGUCAGCCAGAUUGGACAGGCAAAGACUGCAGUAUCCACAACCCCCUGCCCACGUCUCCGCCCACAGGGGAGACAGAGAGAUAUAAAGGUCCCAGCGGCACCAACAUCAUCAUUGGCUCCAUCGCCGGGGCUGUUCUGGUUGCAGCCAUCGUCCUGGGCGGCACGGGCUGGGGAUUUAAAAACAUCCGCCGAGGAAGGUACGACCCGACCCAGCAGGGGGCAGUGUGACGCCGGCCACGUCCUCCCUCCCGCUGUCCUUGUCUCCUCCAUCUCAUUGGUCACCUCGCAUUCUGUCGAUGGGGAGCUGAGGCCGGUUCCCCCACCCUUGCGGUCACGGCUGUCACUCCCGGGGUGGGAGAACCCCGCUCCAGGAAGAGUGUCCUCAACGUGCCCCUGCCCCCUUCUCCAGCCCACUCACCGCCUCAGGCCUUGGUCCUUUAACUCCUGCCCUUCCAAUGGUCAGCCCACCUCUGGCCCCGUGGACCCUGGAGCUGUGCGCGCGCCCCCACCACUCCUCCCCAGGGAAGGGAGCCUACCUCUGCGUCCCAUCCGUUUUGUCUUUCAUGUCGCCACUGUCUGACCUCCCGCCAGACCCCCUUCCCUGGCCAGCCUGUGACUCGCUGCCUCCAGGGCCCAGCACUGACCUCCUGGGGCCGGCUGAGGUGGGGGUGCUCUCCCUCUGAGCCCUGCCUCAUACCCUCCCCUGAUGCCCCCUCUCCGUUCCAGGUCCGGAGGGGCCUAAGUGCCACCCCCACCUCCCUCCGAGUCUGGCGCCCACCAUCUCCGCCCAGAACCAGGAGGCUGCCCCCGCCCAGCCACGGAGGGAGGCAGCAUGCAAAUGUCUUCCGGGCCCAGCCCUGCAACUCCUGGCCCCACAGGGGCUUGGGGCCGGGUCGUGGCCCUGUCCUCACACCACCAGGGUGGACCAGGCCUGGAGGGCAUUUCCCUCAUGGUCCCCCACCCCACCUCAUGCGGCUUUGGCCUUGCACACCAACUCUCCUCCUGUGAAUGUAGCCUCCAUCAUCACAGAUUGCCACAGCUCAAGUUGGGCGGGGCGGGGGAGGGCACGCAGCCAGCGAUGGGCGUGGCCCUGGAUGGCCCCGCCUCCAAGCCAGGUGACUGGGACCAGGGAGGGCCUAACCUUCCUGGGACCUAGGGGAGGGAGCUGACAUCAACCUUUUAUUUAUUUAUUUUUUUCCGUUUUUUUUUUUUUAAACUGAAUCUCAACUGAUGAAUGUAACUUUGGGGGUGCUUGGGCCAGGCAGCUGUGGGGAUAUUUCGACAUUUGCAGGAGGGACUGAAGGAGCUGUGAGUCCUGGCCAUCCCUUUGGCCCUCCCCGCGGGGGUGGUCACACCUGGCACCUUCUCACUGAACGUGGAAGUCCCUAAGCCAGGCAGGGGGCCUGGCAACCCUGCGCGCCCCCUCCGCCCAGCCCUGCUGAGCUUGGAGACAAGUCCGAGUGCUGAAUCAAACCAAAGCUGCCUGUUCCGUGCCUGAGGCCUAGGUUAUGGGUACGGCAACCACACGUCCCAGAUUGUCUUCAAUUCAAAACAAUCGUCCUGCUCUCCCUGCCAGGACGCAUGUAUUUGGGAGGAGGGUAGGGUCCUAGAAUAUAUAGUCCCUGAAAUAACAUGGCACCUUCCCCCUUUAAAUAAGGGUGAUGCUGGGGCUGACUCAGGGUUUAGGUGCCACUUGGCAUGGCCUGGAGGUCGCAGGCCAUCUGCCGGGGGAGCACUCUCCCAAGGAGGGAAGGCCAGGGGUGGCCCAGUGGAGGGUUAGGGGUUCCGCCUGUGAUGUGCAGGAGGAGGUAGGAAAAGGCAAGUCUCACGUUUGAUCCUCAGCUUCCAGAAACGUCCUUAAGGCCCUGUCAAGCCCAUUCUGCUCCUUAACACCAUUCCAGGGCCGGGUAGUAAGUUUACAGUCAUUUUCCCCGUUAGUCCUCCGAUCUGAUCCCCACUGCAGCUGAACCUGAGGCCAAGGCUGGGCAGAAUUCCUCAGUCCCUGCCCAUGGCCUUUCCUCAUGCCCCUCAGUUGGGACAUGAGCUCUGGCUCCUUGACUGCUAAAAACCAGCUGGCAGGGGCAAGCUGGGGAUCAAGCUACCUUCUGGAUGAAAGCCACAAAUGAAUGGAGCUCCUCUGCCCAGGGAUACCCCCAAGCCUCCCCAGGGGUUUCCGAACACCCCCAGGGUCUUUGAGCUGCCUAUCUUAGUUCCUCUGGGGCAUCUGUGAGGAGGAUUCAUGGAAGAAAUGGCUCCCUGUUUAUCUGUACCACCCCUCAGGGCAAACUGGGGACGGAGGCCCACUGACACGCUUUAAGGUAGCUGGAUGUGGCUGCAGUGGGGUCCUCGAUACUGAGCUCCAGCUGGCACUGCCCAAGCAAGGGGGUGGGUGGGGUACCACUCUAGCCAGUCCUGCCCCACCAGCCAGCCACACAAGCUGAGGCGGGGGCGGGAGGCUAAGGGCUGGGUUUUGCACUAUUGCGGCGGUACCUUAAGGCAUCCUCUUGUGGUACACACGUGCACACAGGUGAUACACACGUGCACACAGGUGGCGAUGCAUCUGGCACAAGCAUUUGGAUCCACAUCUCUGCACAAGCGUGAAUACCUCUGCACACAUGGGCACGUCUGUGUGUGCGUGCACAUGGGGUGGGGGUGGGGUGUGGAGAACCCAAGACUUCCUGUGACCAGUCCACCUGGCUCCCAGCUGUCCGCAUCCUCCUGCCCCACCCUGGCAGCCCCCACCCUGGCGGUGCCCAGGGAGGGGUGGAGGCACACUGACGUGGGCCUGGAACUGGCUCCAAACAGCAUCCUGUAAAUAUGUCAUCUGGGGCUCGGGGUGGGGAGGCAGGGACAGGAACGUCCAUUAAAGAUCACGUCCCAGGGCUUCCAUGGAACUCAA
Messenger RNA from Odocoileus virginianus texanus, 4993 nucleotides. RefSeq names its product ADAM metallopeptidase domain 11 (gene ADAM11). The record is from RefSeq and is a predicted model, not a curated record. Gene Ontology annotation, biological process: proteolysis. Lineage: Eukaryota; Metazoa; Chordata; Mammalia; Artiodactyla; Cervidae. Gene Ontology annotation, molecular function: metalloendopeptidase activity.